This is a messenger RNA of Callorhinchus milii (elephant shark), 1422 nucleotides long. Its product is annotated as phosphoribosyl pyrophosphate synthase-associated protein 1. Gene Ontology annotation, molecular function: magnesium ion binding; ribose phosphate diphosphokinase activity. Lineage: Eukaryota; Metazoa; Chordata; Chondrichthyes; Chimaeriformes; Callorhinchidae. The record is from RefSeq and is a predicted model, not a curated record. Gene Ontology annotation, biological process: purine nucleotide biosynthetic process; 5-phosphoribose 1-diphosphate biosynthetic process. Gene Ontology annotation, cellular component: cytoplasm; ribose phosphate diphosphokinase complex.
CUGAACAUAGGCUGCAAGCUCCAUUCCCUGGCAUUGAGCUACCAAUGAUGAUGCCUAAAGAGAAGCCACCAAUCACUGUCGUUGGAGAUGUUGGUGGAAGAAUAGCCAUCAUUGUGGAUGACAUUAUCGAUGAUGUUGAUGGAUUUGUGGCUGCUGCAGAGAUUCUGAAGGAACGGGGAGCAUAUAAAAUAUACGUCAUGGCCACACACGGCCUCCUCUCUGCGGAUGCACCCUGUCUAAUAGAGGAGUCGGCCAUCAAUGAGGUGGUUGUAACGAAUACGAUUCCUCAUGAAGUUCAGAAGCUGCAGUGCCCCAAGAUCAAAACUGUUGAUGUCAGCAUGAUUCUGUCUGAGGCCAUCAGGCGCAUUCACAAUGGAGAGUCCAUGUCCUACCUGUUCCGCAACAUCACAGUUGAUGACUAGCCACUUCCUGUCCAAUCUACCUCCAUGUAGAAACAAAAGGGAGUCUUAAAAGUGAAAAGUUGUGUAACCGGACAACGAUGCAGGUGAACUGUGUGGAAAUACCCAAUCCAGUUUGUUCUUUUUAAAUCCCUUCAGUAGGCAUCACCUUCGUACCAGUUUUUAGGUAGCAUUGUUAGUUCAACGUGUUAAUAUGCGGUGUGCCUGUGAACGGGAGAUUUGUGGUUACUUUUAAGACCUGUAAGAAUUCAAAUAGUUUAUUAUUUCAUUCUGUAAAUAGUCUACAGUCUGUUAGAAAAUCUUGAUGGCAUUUUGUGAUCAAUGUGUUGCAGUUGGGCUGCUUAUGCCUGCAGUGCCAUAAAGAGCUGCUUUGGACUGGUCACUAAUAAGCUUGCUGGCACUAUAGGGCAGACAUGACAGACACAUCUAUCAAUUCAUCUUCUGUAGAAACUGGGAAUGGAAGAAAAUUAAAUCCUUGUAUUAGCUUGAGACUAGGAAUGAUUUGGUUAUCAUGUAACUAGCGUGAGCUGGAGAUGAUCUCUGGUUUGAAGCCUCAGUACAAAUGAAGAAUAAUGUGACAUUUUACCUUGACAUAGUUUACAUUUAUGUUUUAUUGUUUUCCUUGAUGUCCCACUGAGUAUUUACUAAACUUAUAUUUUAUAUAAUUAAUGCUCAGUAGGAACAAGAGGUAAAAUGACCAUAUGCACUGCAAGUAAUCCCUUAUCUUCUGUCAUUUGUGUUUGUUCCACUUCAUUGCAACAGUUACAGGGUCAAACUAAUGAUUGAGUCUCUGUAUUGGGAUUGGUGCCUAUCAUGCCUUGCACUCGCCCAGUAUUUGUGUUCCUCUUACUGGUUUCCAGUAUUAAAUCUUGUUAAAGUGCUUCUCAUCCACAAUGCCUUUGGGUAUGUUAACAUGGUUUCUGUGAUAUUGUGUUAAGGCUUUUCUCUCAGGUUCAAACACCAUCACAGUCUGAACCCUGCUGAAUAAACAAGUGCAAUGCCA